Molecule: messenger RNA, 4299 nt
Organism: Lecanosticta acicola
Lineage: Eukaryota; Fungi; Ascomycota; Dothideomycetes; Mycosphaerellales; Mycosphaerellaceae
Source: the annotation of a GenBank genome assembly
AUGCCCUUCAGUACCUUCGGCGUCGCGACUGCCGUAACGCCCUCGGUCAUCGAGACCUACUUCUCCCAUUUCUUCAAUCGCAAGCCCCUCAAAGAGAAGCCGACGGCCCACAUCUCCUACCACGAGGGCCUCAGAUUAAUACGACAGUUCCUGGACUACAGCUCGAAACACCCAGUCGAAGACCUCCAGCAUUUCACCGCUCAGUGGGUGCCCGCGCCGACCUGGGUACGCAUACAAGACGUCGAGAUCCCUCCGCAAUUCCUGAAGCGCUCGGCCAACGUCCUGCGGAAACAGCUGGGCAGCCAUGGGAUCGAGAGGAUUGGAGGAGAGGAGUGGUGGCAGUGGAGGAGACUGGAAUCUCCGUUGCACGCCGAAUGGAUAGAGAUGAAGAAGGAUUACAACCAACGGAAACGCGAUGGCGCCAAGUGUAACCGUGUCAUACUCUACGUGCACGGUGGCGCGUACUACUUCGGCUCCGUGGACGAGCACCGGUAUCAGAUGCAGCGACACGCACGGAAGCUCAAGGCGAGAGUCCUGGCACCACGGUACAGGCUCGCCCCGCAGUUCCCGUUCCCUUGUGGCCUCUACGACUGCAUCGCAGCCUACUUCUAUCUUCUGGAGCACUUUGAACCGAGUCAGGUCCUCUUCGCGGGCGACUCGGCGGGUGGAGGCAUGGUUCUGGGCAUGCUCACGACGUUGCGAGAUCAAGGAUGUCCACUCCCCGCCGGCACCAUUCUCCUCUCACCAUGGGUGGACUUGACCCAUUCUUUCCCAUCCGUGGCGGGAGAGGGAACCGGCGAUUACAUCCCACCGCAUGGCUUCCACCACAAGCCCUCCAUGGCCUGGCCACCGCCUCCACAGACGGAGAAAAAGGCAAAGCAGAUGGAGAGGAAGUUCACGCAGCCGAACGAGCUUCCCUUCGAGGUUGUCGAGCUGCCAGCCGAUACGACUUCGACCCCCAUCAGUGUCAAGCCGGGCAGGGACAACCUCCGUGAGACGGCACAUCAAGAUGCCCAGAAGAUUCCCCCUGAACUUCUGAACUCGCUUCCGGGGAUGGGCGACCACCUGGAGAUCACGAUAGACCAGAACAAGAUCCGAGUCAAGGAGCAGUUCCAGAUGUACGCUCCGAAUGAAUUGUUGUCACAUCCCUUGGUCUCGCCGGUACAGCAACCUUCGCUGGGCGGCCUACCGCCCAUGCUCAUCCAGGUCGGCGGCGCCGAGCUCCUGCGCGAUGAGCAAAUCUACCUUGCACACAAAGCAGCAAACCCUAGGGCAUACCCGCCUGGUCAGGCCAUCAUGAACGAGCACGAUCCGCAGAGGGUCAUACUGAACCAGUAUCCGGCCACGGAUGUCCAGCUGCAGAUCUGGGAAGACCUCUGCCACGUGCCUCACACGCUCUCUUUUACACGACCUGCAAAGUACAUGUACCGAUCCGUGGCACAGUUCGGCGCGUGGGCGCUUGCUCGUGCGCAACACAAAGGGAUCGACAUCCUGGACGACGAUGCCAUUUCAAUCAUCAGCGAUGGAGAGGGGGAGGGGACAGAGACAGGCGGCAGACCCGAGUCGGACCGGUUCAGCACGUAUGGCAGUAUUGGCAUCGAAGAAGUAUCCUCGUCGCAGUUCAAUCUGACGUCGGUGGGCGUUGUCGGCAAGGCAGGCGACCAACUGCCACCGUUUAAAGACCACAUGAUUCGUCAACGAGUCAACAGGCACGGCUUGAUCUUUCCUCUGCCGCAUCCUUCCGAGAUCGCUUGCUUAAAUCUGGAUCCCAAUACGAUCGGUGCUCUUAAGGCAGGCCCGGUACGGAAAUGGCUUGCAAAGCGAAAAGAAAACGAAUUGAAAUUCGCCAAGGACUACCGAAGCGUACUGAAGAAGCGAGCGAAGGAAUUGAAGGAGGGAUACGAUCCCAUGGAGAACGGGGAGCAGCCACCAGCGACAGCCUUGGUCAAUCGCCGGAGGAAAGGCGUUGCGCCGGAGGAGAAGAAGAAGGGGAAGAGCUGGGGUCUGGCCAUGUGGAGCGGCUGGGGAAGUUCUCACGACGAGAGCACGAUUUAUCGGGAGGAAAAGGCCGUCAACGACAAGUUGGAAGGUGAAGCUCAAGCACGCGAAGAAGCAGCUAGCUCUAGUGCCGAGAGAACGGUCAGCAUCGCGCCGUCUACCAACACCGUCAAGACGCGUGCUAGUAGCAAGGACGCGGAGAAGGUGGAUGCCGCCAUGUCCGCGUUGGCAGCCGCCGGCUUUGGCGGCAUCGCCACGACCAGCAGAAAACUGUCCUUUCCUUCGAAAGAGGCUCGCACGGCGGAGACGAAGGCGAGGAGGAGGACGUCGGGCGCGUCGUUCUUGUCUCGUCCCCGGGACCGACCGAAAAGCCCGUAUACCAAGGUCCGUGAUGCGGGCCAGGCGAUCAGCGAACGCGGCUCUUCAUCGGCCGUGGUAUCGCCUGGGCCGGGGAGUGACGGCGCGGGCUUCGGCAAGCCGACGAGUGCGCGUGCGCGGAACAAUUCAGGCAGCAUCGGCGCGUGGGACCAAUUCAGUCGGCGAUCAAGCGGCGCGUCCGGGACGGGGAAGCUGGCCCUUCGCGAUCGGCCGGGGAGCGUCGCGGCUGCCGUAGCUUCCGCACUGGAGGAUGUGCCCCAGUCGCCGACCUCCUUCGAGCACGCGCCCUCCGCUCCCAGCACUUCUGAUACACGUGCCGGCAAAGACGCAGUCAAUGUUCUGGGAACAGACAACACCUUCCUCAACCCCGACAGCUCGAGGCCGCACAAUGGCACCGUUGCCUAUCCCUUCAAGCUGCGCAACGCGCACCCCGUUGGCGUCACUUCGUCGCCGAAUCCGUCCACCAUGACGCUGGACAGUGCAGCGCAGAGCGAUCGAGAGAUGCCAGCGAGCGGCGCCAGCGUCACAAGCAACGAAGAGACCCCGGGCGUACCAGAUUCCACCCUGGUCGAAUCGAACGCCGUCCCUGUGGAGUCGCCCACAGAUAGACAGGGUCCAGCUCAAGCUGAAACAGCAGCGCCUCCCGAACAUGUUACGAGCCCGGCCGCGGCCAUGCCACGCCCCGAAAGCACUACUUUAGGAGUGCCAGUCCGUCCGAUCAGCAUGCUCCCGAGUAACUCUUCUGCGUAUCGCCAUCUCAAGUCACCUGAAGACGAUCCCGUCAGCCCGCUCGAGACGCCCACUCCUACCAGCGCCGCCAGCGAACCUUCCUCCUCUACCCAGCUGCCCUUCCAGCGCAGGAACAAAUACGAGACGAGAGACUCGAAAUUGGGAUUCCUGGGUGCAGACGGUAUGCCUACUGCUGCGUGGCCAGAGCGCUUUGCGCAGACCAGCGAGAAGAAGGCAGGCAGCGCUCCCAAGCCGGCGCCAUUCAAGAUCCGUAAUCCGGUCUACGAUGCCAGAGUUGCGCCCAACCAGGCACCUGCGGUAGUUGCACAGCAACCACAACAGCCAGAACCGGCAGCAGACGCUCCGAAGCCCGCGCCUUUCAAGAUGAGGCACGUCGUCUACGAUUCCAAAGUCGCUCCCCCUGGCGGUCUGGCGGCGGGCAGUGCCCCCGCUUCGUCCACUGCCACGGCGGCCGCGAAUGCAGCAGCCGGCAGCUCGGGCAGCGAAGCAGCCUCAGUGGCUGCCAACAGAGAGGUAUCGUCCGCAUCUAACACCUUCCAUUCGCAGGCACCUGCUCCAACUGAGUCUCCAGUAAUCCGCCCUACAACCCGUGAGGAAUCGUCGCCCACCAAUACCUCUUCGUCCGGGAAUGAGUAUCCCGAGAUAUCGCAAUCGAACGUCUCGGAGAGCUCGACGCCGAAAGCCAACCCUGCAAUCCGACUUGACACUAGUGGACCGCCUCCACCUGUGCCUCCAAAAGAUGAGCCCGCAUCGAAUCCUGCGACAACCCAUUCGAGCUCCGGUAGCACGAGCAGGAGCACAAGUGUAAAGCGCAAAGCCCUUCCGCCCACGAGCAAAUUCUCGACUACCUCGGACGAACACCUACCUUCACCUCCGCCCCCACCGACUGCCACUGAAGAGGGCAAGAAGAGUCCGAACUUGCCUGGGGUCGUGUCGAUGUCUUCACUACCGGAAGUUACCGCUUCCUCGCCGCUUUCGAUGAGAUUCAGUUUCGAGACGCCCUCCAGUAGCUCAUUCGACUUGGCGAACCGCAGCACGGACAAGUUCCACAGCCCGCUGCUGGAGACGUUUGUGACUGCCAACGAGAAUCUGCAGAGCGUGACGAACAAGCACCAGCCGGAAGACCAGAAGGAGGAUGCGAGGAGUGCAUUGGAGCAGGCGGGUUGGAUAUAA